UUGCUUGAAAACCUCAACAAAGUCAGACGUUGCCCUUACGUGCUCUAUACUACUUUGAGCUCAUAACUCCUUGCUCUCUGAAGAGAGCGUUAUAAAAAGCAGACAGUGUUAUUUAAUAUUUAAAGAAUAGUAUGAACUAACCAACGCAAAGAGAAUAACAGUUCAGUCCAGGGGAGUGCGACACUCGACGAUUAGUGAAUGUAAUUUUCCCAAACAAGAAAAUACACAAGAUGGUGGGAACAACAAGAUUAGUUGCUUUGACAUUCCUUUUCUCACAAACAAGUGUGUAUUGGAUGAUACAUGCUGUUCCAUGGAACGAGUCCAACAUAGAACAUUCCGUCUCGUGCAGCUCUUCAAUCAACUCGUGUGGAGACAAGUCACGGUGUAUUACAAAGUUGGAAUCACAAAACGGUCAAACACAACCAAAAUGUUACUGCGAUCAACACUGCUCUACGUUGAAUGACUGCUGUUUAGAUUACGUCACUUCGUGUAGUUCUUCUAAUCAAAGAAACACAAAAUCAAGUCCUGAUCCUCGCGCACUUCAACCGCGUAACUGGAAAUGCUUUCAAUUCAGCAAACUGCCAAGAACUCCGGGAAUUUGGAUGAUUGCAAGCUGUCCUGCAAAUUUUACCGAUUUCAACAACACAAAACGCAAGUGCGAGGCUGUAGCGGAUUUACCCGUUACGUCACAAGCUACGGAUUUAUURAGUGACGUUCCGAUAUCGUCAUGUACUGGUACUGAUUGCGCUACGUUUAGAAACGUCCAUUGCGCAAAAUGUAAUGGAAUGUAUAAUCUGAUGAACAAACAACUGUUCUGGGAUAUUAAAUGGCGUUGUAAUAUUCGACCGCCUCAUUACCUAACACGUGAUCAGAAGACUCGUUUUCUAUUGGAAAACUGUCCAGAUUACCAAGUGAAGCCGAACAAGAAUAACAAAAUAAGAUACUGUUACCCUGUUGUGUCGAAUUGCACGGUGAAAACCAACUAUGGAAGCAUAAAUAACUCUAAGAUUAACAAUGAUUGCGUCCAAGGUCCAGUAAGACUUAUACAUCGCAUCAAAAACAAUCAAAUUAAACAUUACAAGAAUCCUAGUUGUCUCUUGUGCAAUGGAGAUGACCUCAACAACGCCUCGUGCGGACCAGCAGAAUUUUCCAUGCCAGUUUUCGAGCCGAAGUCGUUUGAGAUGAUUCUCCAGUUCCAGUCCAUUCCGGGUAUUAUGCCGAUCAGACCUGUCACUGCAAUCAAACCGUUAUGCGGUCAACAUCAAUUCUACGACGCGUCUCUCGAGGAAUGUCGGGAAGGAAUUCUACCAGAUCCACUGCGAUCUAUAGUUGAUACAUUCCGAAUAAAGGCGUGGUUGGCUCGUCGCGGUAGAAAUCUCGGAAAUGCUACGGGGGCUGUUUUAAUGACUUCUAUAGCGAAGAAAGUGGGCUUGUAUACAAAGGGACUAACGUUGGUUUCAAAUGAAAUAGAUGAAAAAUCCCGGGCAGUUACAUUCGAUGUUCAAACGGUUCCCGGCAACCAGGCUAAUUCAAGCUCAUCUAUUCUUAGCUUAACACGAUUGUUUGAUUUUAAGAAACCUUUUAAUAUUUCGAUUAAUGGAAGCCGGAUAUGGGAAGUAAUCAAAAUAACUCAUCGCAGGCUGACAUGCUCCAAACCUGAGAUCUACCCACCUUCCAACUUCACAAGAAAUAACACUCACUUUAAUAUCAAUAACAACACURUAAUCAACGCUGACGCAAGGGGCGUACAUUUAAUCACUCAAAAUCAUUCCAAAUAUGGUAUUUCUAUUGGUUCGCUAUUCUUGUGUAAGUCAUUCUACGCCACAGCUUGUGGACCAGGCCAAGUGCUUUUGCAGCUUCAAUCAAGUGACUAUUUAAUACAGAACGAAACGUUGCUGUUUGUGGCAGCAAAUACCCAUUAUGAGCCUAGUCAAUUUCAGCUUCAAGGAAACAGUGCUUGGGUAUGUACCAACUACUCAAACAUCACACCCACUGAGCCCAUAGUUCCUUGGAUCAGCAAGUUUGGUAAUGAUCAAGUUCUUUGGUAUUUUACAGUAUGUGGUUUGUCGUUGUCAAUCUUGUGCUUAUUCGUUCUUCUUGUCACUUAUUUUACUUUCAAAGAACUACGAACCAUGCCUGGCAAGAACCUGAUGAGUCUCGCAAUCUCGCUGUUGCUUUGCCAUUUCAUUUGGCUGCUGGGGUCUGGGGAUACCGAUAAGCCGGUGUUCUGUAGAGUGACGGCGGUGUUUCUUCACUAUUUAUUCCUCGUUUCSUUYGCUUGUACUUCAGUCAUAGCGUACGACACUAGACGAGCCUUCCCCAAGAACAGUGCAGAYAUGCCCAAUGUUCURUUCCCAGCAGCAAGCAAAACACGCUUUAUUGCUUACCURUUAUUCUCAUGGGGGGUCCCCUUGGUCUUUGUUGUCAUAUGUGUCGUCAUCGAYCAACAGGGAGAGGUCUUCAUUGGAUACGGGAAUGCGAUAAUCUGCUGGYUAACAGAUAUGAAGGCUCAGAUAUUAUUUUUCGGAGUCCCUGUUGGUAUUUUAUUACUGUAUAACCUAGUUGCCUUCGUGGUCACUGUCCAGGCUAUUCGUGCAGCUAAACUUGGCUCAAAACACCUGCACCGACAAGGCACCAAUCGCAGCCACGAGAUUAAGAUCUACUUCCGGCUGAUGACUAUUAUGGGAUUCACGUGGUUCUUUGGAUUUGGUGCGCAUGCGCUUCACAAGUUUUUAAUGUACCCAUUCGUGAUCCUGACGUCACUACACGGCGUUUACCUCGCGUUUGCAUUUGCAUUCAAGCCAUACGUCUUCAGUCUGUACAGAAACAGGUUUGCCAACUUAAACUUYCCCAAUCGAAAGUCAACCCUCUCAACGGUCGAUCUGACAACAAGCAUGAAAAGCGUGCCGUCAAAGGAAACAGAGUCAGUGUUGUAGACUCCGCGACGCCUAGCACGUUUAGCAUGGACGUGAGUUCGCAUUUCACGUGACACUUGAAGUACUAAAAUCACAGUCGGAUAAAGACCUCUCAGACAAUGAAGUGCCACGACAUGAUUCAUGCUUGACAAAUGCUUCACGACACGGAAACAUUAGAAGAGGUUUAAGAACAAGCAUGUCUCCUGCCCAUGCUUUACAUCUUAGAUUACUCUGACACAAAAACACAAUGUUUAGACGACCAUUGGYAUUGYCACGUCCCAUCCACCAGUAAACAAACUCAUUACUGAAAUCAUAGUUAGUACCAACUAUACUGAAAUCAACUGUUAUAUUAAAUACUACAAGUGCAUGUUAAACUUAUUAUGAAAACAGUCGAAUUUAAUCCGAUUUACGCAAAAAAAUGGGGACCAAAACGGGU
Molecule: messenger RNA, 3351 nt
Organism: Exaiptasia diaphana
Lineage: Eukaryota; Metazoa; Cnidaria; Anthozoa; Actiniaria; Aiptasiidae
Exons: 2
Coding region: 231-2936 (901 amino acids)
Biological process (GO): G protein-coupled receptor signaling pathway; cell surface receptor signaling pathway
Cellular component (GO): membrane
Molecular function (GO): G protein-coupled receptor activity
Source: RefSeq, a predicted model, not a curated record